Messenger RNA from Mizuhopecten yessoensis (Yesso scallop), 1599 nucleotides. Its product is annotated as ankyrin repeat and MYND domain-containing protein 2-like. Gene Ontology annotation, molecular function: protein binding. The record is from RefSeq and is a predicted model, not a curated record. The transcript is spliced from 12 exons. Lineage: Eukaryota; Metazoa; Mollusca; Bivalvia; Pectinida; Pectinidae. Bases 166 to 1497 code for a protein of 443 amino acids.
GGACGAAAAAAUGUUAAAGGUUUCUUUCUUUGUGAAUCAAUCAAAAGUGACUAUCCAUGCACAUUUUAUACAAAAACCUAGAUGUUGAAGCAGUAGAAAUAAUUCUAGACAACCAAAAAAAAAAUACCACUUUGUUGUCAUUUGAGACUAACAAUAAUCGUCAAAAUGGCGCCGAAGAAGGGUGAUUUCACUGAAUUGGAGAAGAAAAUUUAUGAUGCUGUGUCACAAGGUAAAGCAGAUGAAGUAAAGCUUCUUUUGAAAGAAAACACAGUGAAGAAUGUUGACUUCUUGGAUGAUACUGGGAUGACCCCACUUCAGCAUGCCGCGUUUAGAGGGAAGAGAGAGCUUUGUCAGCUGCUCCUCGCCCACGGAGCAGAUGUCAAUUCCACCUACCAUGAGAAUGGCUAUACGGCUCUCAUGUUUGCUGCCCUCUCAGGUAAUACAGAGACGACCCGCCUGAUGUUAGAGGAAGGAGCUAAAGUAGACCAUGUCAAUUCAGUGGGCAGAACAGCUUCCCAGAUGGCAGGCUUUGUAGGUCAGCACCAGUGUGUAUCGGUAAUUAAUUCUUACUUCAGUCGGGAAAACCUCAAACACUACACUGUUCCCCAAGGACUUGAGAAGGAGCCCAAACUUACUGCAGACCUAGAAGUGGCCUUACUGAAAAUGAUCAACCUGUCCAACCUUAAUCCUGUCAAGAUAUCAUUGAUAAUACAAGACUACACCUGUGUGCUGGAGAAAUCUUCCAAUGUUGUAAAAGUGUUGGAUCACCUUAGUGAAAAGUACAUGAAGGCACGAGAAACUAACGAUGCCAUGGCAAUGAAGACACACUAUAUGGCUGUCAUUAUCAAAAAUGCUGCCAAGUCUUAUCAAGAACACAAAACAUUAGACAACUGGAUCAAAAGAUUGGUGAAGGGACGGGACGAGGAUGGUUUCUCUGAGAUACAAGAGCGAUUGAUCCGACAGAUGCUGAGGGAGUUUCCUUACGGAGAUUCUCAACUGCUACAACAGCUCGUCAGAACUCUCGCUGCAGUCAAAAUCGGAGAUAGCCCGAGUGGUCUGACGGUGCUAACCCAAGGAAUUAAUGGUCACCGUAUGACCUUUGAUGCGGAUGAUAUUUGUGGUACUUGUGGAGAACUAUAUGCAGAAAAGAAAUGUUCUGCUUGUAAAAUGGUGAGGUACUGUGAUGCCCGCUGUCAGAAGCUACACUGGCCUACACACAAGAAGAUGUGCAGCAUGCUAGCAGAAGAAUAUGUACGCAUAGAAAAGUUUAAGAAAGAAGAGGAGGAAAAAGAAAAAGCAAAAAAGGAAGAAGAGGAAAUUCAAAGGAAGCUCUCAGAGUCCAAAAUUCAAAAUGGUGAUGACACGGCGGAGGCGGGUGACAUAACAACAAAUGGAGAAGGCACCACAAGUAGCACUGAAUCCCAAGAUCCAUCUAACACUACUAAGGAAGUUCCUGAGACAAAUUCUGUACCUCCAGUUGUGGAGAGUUCCUCCUAGCAUAAUUUUACUUCAUGUACAAGAUCUAAUUAAAAUAUUCAUUGUAAACAAGAAAAAAUAUAAUCCAUAGUACUAUAUUGGUUUACAAUGUUUUAAAUGAAA